Photinus pyralis (common eastern firefly) is the source of this 963-nucleotide messenger RNA. RefSeq names its product protein tincar-like. The coding region runs from base 178 to 963 and encodes 261 amino acids. Lineage: Eukaryota; Metazoa; Arthropoda; Insecta; Coleoptera; Lampyridae. The transcript is spliced from 5 exons. The record is from RefSeq and is a predicted model, not a curated record.
CCGAACGGAAGUGCACUGUGCGGCGGGGUCGAACUCUUCGAGUGCUUCGUGUUUCAUAUGUGCACAUACGUUAAAUGGAUUAUUACAGUGUUUGCCAAACCUGUACCUCAACUUAACUCGUAUUGUACCAGAUGUCACUCUCCAAAGGCGGUAUUCCAGUAAUCGGAAACUGCAACCAUGUCGAAAGGAGGUGUUAUAAUGCCGAAGGAAAACAAAAUGAAAGAAUCCAGCGCCGUUUCAUCGAGGCCGCCAGACAGCACUUGCUUUUCGAAAUUGCAUCUUAAUAGCUUGUGGUCCGUAUGGUAUGGGGUAUUCGGAACGCUGUUGCAACUUUACAUUGCAACGAAGUGCAUUAAGAAGCUUAAUGGAUAUGAGUUACUACCGUGGCCGAAUUCCUCAAUUCCGUACGUCGAGCUAAACGUUAGCUUAACGUUAUUGGGAAUGGCGGUAUUCUUUCUAAUUUUCUUUCUUUUGUCUUCAUUACUAAAGAUUGGUAAUUUGGCAAACGACAGCUUUAAAUUGGGACUUCAACUUAGUAACUGUAGUCAAGAUCCACCUUCUGAACUGUUAGGAACUAUGGGUGCUUGGAAUUGGUGGACACACGGAGGACCAACAGCGCCGUUUAUACACAUUCUUAUAGCUUUUUUAUUACUACUACCAAGACUGCUUAUGGAAACGAAACUUAUAGCAUCGGGGUUGCUUCCACAAGGUAGUAAGAUUGAGUUCUUCAACUUCAAGCGAAAUAAUUACACCGGCCCGGCGAUGUGGAAAUAUGUACCAAUAACCGUGGAAAACGUAAGCCUCGAAAUAAAACCGGCACAAAUUCAAUAUUGCAUUACGGCACAAUCGCAUACGUGCAGUUGGAGCAAAGAACGAAAUGCCACAAAAGUUAAUGGGGUAGAAAUAACAGGAGUCGCAUUUCCAUUUCAAUUUACGGCGGCUAUUCUAGGAGUAGUUCCUUAA